Messenger RNA from Chlamydomonas reinhardtii, 2055 nucleotides. RefSeq lists its product as uncharacterized. NCBI's taxonomy places the organism in Eukaryota, Viridiplantae, Chlorophyta, Chlorophyceae, Chlamydomonadales, Chlamydomonadaceae. Bases 71 to 1171 code for a protein of 366 amino acids. The transcript is spliced from 10 exons. The record is from RefSeq and is a predicted model, not a curated record.
AGAACCUGGGGCCAGGUCCCGCUCAGCCAGCAGUUGAAUUGUUGUCCGUCUACAUUGGUAGACAUAAAGCAUGAAGGAAAUAGAGAUAUCAACUGAGGUGCCAGACUGCGACGCGAAGACCUACUUUUCUGCAAUCUACUCGGAUGACAAGGCCACGCGGGCCUUCCAUGCGGAGGUCAACGGUGACACCACGGCGAGUGCGCAGCCGUGGAGCGCCGACGGCAGCCGCACGGUCAAGUUUGUGAUGCCGAUGAACGUGCCAGCCUUCCUAAAGCGCAUUAUCGGUCUGGACAGCGUGCCUGUGACUGAGGUGCAGCAGCUCGAGUGGGCGGAGGACAAGAGCUCGUUCAAGCUGGUGUCAGAGCCCACUCUCAAUUUUCCCGGCGCCAACAAGUUCACGACGUCUGGGUUCCUGGAGGUCUCCACCCUGCCCAAUGGCAGCACACGGGUGACGGCACUGAUGCGGUGUUCCGCUGGCCUCGCCUGGCCAUUGAACACACAAGUGGAGUCCACGAUGGCGACGGAGGCUCAGGCGUCCAUCAACACCUUCCUCGAGUGGUGCAAAACCUACUUCAGGAAGUGGCAGUCUGAGCGGGAGGAGGUGCCGGAGCGCCCCGCGCCGCCGCCCGGCGCCGCCGCCCGCGCCGCCACUCCCUCUGGCGGCGGCCCCGACGUCUUCUACGACGCCUGGGACGACGAGUCGGAGCUGGCGCAGGCGCCCACUGGCGCCGAGGUGGAGGGCGGCGAGGCAGGUCCGUCAGGCGCAAGUGCGGAGGUUGUGCCGUAUGCCCCAAAGCGGCUGGAGGACGUCAUUGUGGAGUGCCUACGCCACAUCCAGGCUAGCACGGCGGACACGGCCGCCAGCCUGCGCAAUCUGGAGGACAUGAUUCGAAACAUGGACGACAACAUACAGGUGCUUCGAGACAAGCUGGCGGGCAAGCGGCCGACCGCACGGUCACGACCCGCUGCGGCGUCAGGGGCGGCUGCAGCGGGCUCGGCAGCAUCCAGAACGGCAACCAGCGCGGCGGCGGCGACGGCGGUGGCGGCGCCCGGCGCGGGCUGGGGCGGCUACCUCGGACUGGUGGCGGCGGUGUCGCUGGUGGCGGGCUCAGGCGCGGUGGCGUACAUGCGGUACAAACAGGUGUCGGCAGGUAGCGGCGGCAGCAGAUAGCUGAGAGGUCAGAAGGGGGCUGGUUUUAGACUACGUGCGCGUGUGUGCGUCGGGGCACCAGGAGAAGAAUAACGAAUGUGAGUUGCAGAUCUGAGGGCUUGUGGGGGCAACGGUGCGCUGUGCGAAGCGACAGGAUUGGCGGUUGAGGCAGCUGAUGCCGUACGCUGCUUGAGUGAUUACAUCCAUGCUGGUUGUGUCGAGCGUUGAGUGACGGCGAGUAUUGGAGAGCAGGUACAGGAGGCGUGUGGCAGGUUGUCGUGGAGUAUUGUUGACUUUGUUGUGGGUAGUCCAUUAUGAGGCACAUAAAGAUUCAUACAGAGACGCUCCGCGGCGCCCAAUCACAUCAGCGGAAGCUAUAAGCGGCCGUGCAGGUUUGGGUGAGCGCAGCCUUGGGAGAGAAACUUUACAAGAAUCCGCGUUGACAUGUAGACUGUCCCAAUGGCUGAAGUGGCGUUAUGGGUUGGAUUCCAUUGUUUUGAUGGCAACGCCGUGCCAGCCGUGAAUCAGUGAGCAAGUGGGGUUUACAGAAGUGUAGACGAUUUUUGCAGGGUCCGAACGCGAAGCUUUAUCACUACACUGAUUAGCGCAGCUUCCCUCCAAAUGACCCUUUUUGGCCUGGCUUGGCCCUCAGGCUAGGGCGGGGCCCGUACAGGGCCCACCACUGGUCUCCCAACCAUGCAUACCUGCUGGCGGUGUUGAAGCUCCCUAGUCCACUUCUCGUCAUGCAGUGUCAUGCAGACCGAGCACCGCUGCAUUAAUGAUCAUUCCGUGCACCACAACGCCAACUUGUGGGUGGCCAGGUCACUGUCAGCCGUUGACCUUGUAGGGGUGUCGACACCGCAGUGGAGGGGGCAGUCGAGCCCCAUGGCGACAGGCACGUGCUG